Dermacentor silvarum is the source of this 3469-nucleotide messenger RNA. RefSeq names its product hydroxymethylglutaryl-CoA synthase 1. The transcript has 9 exons. Gene Ontology annotation, molecular function: hydroxymethylglutaryl-CoA synthase activity. Bases 459 to 1958 code for a protein of 499 amino acids. The record is from RefSeq and is a predicted model, not a curated record. Gene Ontology annotation, biological process: acetyl-CoA metabolic process. NCBI's taxonomy places the organism in Eukaryota, Metazoa, Arthropoda, Arachnida, Ixodida, Ixodidae.
CUUGUGGACGCACGGAGUGGUGAAAACUACAUAGCCAGGCGACGACGGCGGGGCGUAACGCCACUGCCUGCGCUGUCGAAGGAAAAAGCCGGGCGUCUUGCGGCGGCGGCCUCGAACUUGAAAAGCUGGGUCACGGUCGCGCGUAACCUAAAUAAUGCCCGAUGCGUGUAGUACGGUACUACGCUAUUCCUGUAUCCUUUGGCGUCGUCGUGAGCGGAAUACUGCGUGCCACUCUGGAAAGGAGAGCGUGAUUGAAUACGUCUUCGUUCGUCCUACGGACGCAUGCUAACACGUAACUGCGCACACGUUUUCUACGUUUCCGCGAGACGCAGCCGUGCAGCGGCUCUUGUCACUCGCCCGGCGCGUCCCUGCUGCGCGCUGGGCUGCAAUCAACGCAUUUGCUCAGCUUUGGUUUGCAGACGGAUGGCUAAGGGAGGGGCAGCUGGUUUUUGUGUACAAUGCCCAGUUUUAAGCAGAACCAGACGCACGGCUGGCCCGAGAAUGUCGGCAUCCUCGCAAUGGAGAUCUACUUCCCGUACCUCUACGUGGACCAGACCGAGCUCGAGGCGUACGACGGCGUCUCGACCGGCAAGUACACUGUGGGCCUCGGUCAGGACCGCAUGGGGUUCUGCUCUGACCGCGAGGACAUUAACUCGCUCUGCCUGACCGUGACAAGCCGCCUUCUAGAGCGGACAGGUGUACCCCCCAGUCGCAUUGGCCGCCUCGAGGUCGGUACCGAGACGCUCGUCGACAAGUCCAAAAGUGUCAAGACGGUGCUGAUGCAGCUGUUUGAGGAAGCGGGCAACACGGACAUUGAGGGUGUGGACACCACCAACGCCUGCUACGGUGGCACUGCAGCUCUAUUCAAUGCGGCCUCCUGGGUGGAGUCCAGUGCCUGGGAUGGACGCUAUGCCAUUGUGGUAGCUGCCGACAUUGCCGUGUAUGCCACAGGCCCAGCCAGGCCCACAGGUGGCGCUGGCGCAGUGGCCAUGCUUGUCGGACCCAAUGCCGCUCUCGUCCUGGAGAGAGGUGUGAGGUCGUCCUACAUGAGCCAUGUAUAUGACUUCUACAAGCCAGACCUCAUGUCAGAAUACCCGCGCGUUGAUGGCAAGCUCUCUGUUGAGUGCUACAGCAGAGCCCUGGACAAAUGCUAUGCUGGCUUCUGCAAAAAGGCGAGAGCUGUUCGUGCUGGAGAGCGCCAGGACAGGCCAGUGACCUUGGACGACCUGGACGCCAUGCUUUUUCAUGCUCCGUACGGGAAACUCGUGCAAAAGAGCCUGGCCAGGCUUGUGCUCAACGAUUUUCUGCAGGACUCGACAUCUCCCAAGUAUGCCAGCCUAGCUGGCUUCAGCUCUGUACAUUUAGAGGAAUCGGUGUUUGAUCGGGAUGUUGAGAAGGCCUUCAUGAAGUUCAGCCAGCAGAUGUUCGAGGAGAAGACUAAGCCAAGCCUCCUCGUGUCCAACCAAGUGGGCAACAUGUACACACCUUCUCUGUACUCCUGCCUCGCAUCUUACCUCGCGAGCUUCCCAGUAUCCCAGUUGGCAGGCAAGCGCAUUGGGAUGUUCUCGUACGGUUCCGGCUUGGCAGCCACCCUGUUCAGCCUCUGCGUGACAAACAACGUGGGGCCAGACUCCCCGUUGCACGGGAUGCACGCUAGCCUGGUCGACCUGCGUGCGCGGCUUGCCCAGCGCCGCAAGGUUGACCCACAGGAGUUUGCCCUCAUCAUGAAACUCCGGGAGGAGACACACCAUCAAGCACCAUACACACCGGUCGGUACGCUGGACGACCUCUUUCCGGGCACAUGGUACCUGGCAUCAGUGGACAGCAUGCAUCGGCGACAUUAUCAGCGCCUGCCGCUUGCAACUGCAAAUGGAAAAGCUGCGGUAGCAACCACGCUCAAGGAAUUCAACAGCAGCGAGGUCACUACCAACGGUCAAGCCAUCGCCCACGAGACCUAGCGACGUGGGGCAACUUCUGACGUUGGCGAAGACCGUCCGUGUGCUUCACUGCCUCUCUCGCCUUCCCUUCCUUUCUAGCUCGGUUUUGUUAUUCGUUUCCUUAACGUCAGUUUAUCAGCCACAUUAUUACUUUUUUUUUCCCUCAUCCCACCUUUAAUUUACCCUGCGUUAACAUUGUAGCGACGGUUAUUUUAAUGAACAUUUUUCACUACAAAGCUGAGCAAAGUACUCCCGCGAGCCUCCAAACAAAACUGUCUUCGUGUUGCAGCGAUGGCAAAGCAUUGCCGUCGCGACUCCCGUACACGGUAUCUCGCCGCCUCGGAACGUCCGCACGUUGUGUCGGAGAGACUGAAUUUGUGUUGUCGCAUGUGCCGUGCAAGCGGUGUACAGCAAACUAUAGUGGCCUUGGACGAGGAGCAUGUUGAAGUCUCGUAGAGUAUGUUGGGAAGGAAAGCAUGGGAGCUGUGGUGUUGCGUGCAUUUUGCGUUGUUGGCUCCAUCGUGGAAGAUAGAUCAUCGUACGCGAUGGGAUCGUGUGAAAUGCCUGCUGAAGCUGGGAAUAUGUAGGGAUAGAUUCCAGUGUACAUAUGCCUCACUCCCACACCCCUUAGCCUCCACAGAAGAGGACAGUUGCUCUUUCAUAGCUUGUUUUUUUUUAAUUAUUAUCUUUAUUCUUUUUCAUACUGCCUGCCCGCGAACAAAAUGCAAGAUUGUUGUGUCAAUAAGUGAACCAUUUUGUUACUGUGAACAGAGCGAUGAAAUCGCAGUGCACAGGGUUUUCUGAGGAGGGUCACACAAUUAUUGCAUUCCUUCGUUGACCAUUAUGGAAUCACUUUGCUUGUUGGGAUUUGUGUUUUGCUAUUCCCAGAGAAUUAAAUUUACCCUGUUGAACUCCACCGCAGGUGCCAUAAUGGUUUUAAACGAAGGAAAAAAAAAAUGUGAAUUUAUUGACCACAGAAAAAAAAAGGGGGGAAGGGAAGGGCAAUUGGGGCCUGAUGUUUUCGUAAGUAAUAUAAGGAUAAAAAUUUCUUUGUGGGUGUUUUACUUUUCUGCACUUUGUGGAGGAGACGGUAUGAGAAUGUGUUACACAUUAAUGCAUUACUGCUAAACCAAUGUGGAGGUGUUUUUUUUUUUAUUUAUUCUGAUUUCUUUUUUUUAAUGAGCACAUGUUUUAAUACUUUUUUUUUCUUUGUUUGGUAUGAGGGUUAUUGUGUAAUAUUUUCCAUAAUUUACCAGAGCACACAGUGCAGAUUUAUUCCAAGAUUAUUGCCGUUUAAUUAGGAAAAAGAAACGAACGACAUUGAAGCGUAAAAUUUUUAUACACACGGAUGUAAUAGCAAGAAACGCGUCAUCUUUUAUGCUGGAAGAGUUGGGAUAUGCAUUGGUAUCCUCCUUUGAUUGUUUUUUUUUCUAUGACAUCCGAUUGUAACCCAUAAUUCCAUGAUGAUACCUUUGAUCUUUGAUGCAAGGCACAGCUUGUAUGGACAAAUAAAGGUUGUAAUUAUCUUUUUA